Molecule: messenger RNA, 1404 nt
Organism: Bactrocera oleae (olive fruit fly)
Lineage: Eukaryota; Metazoa; Arthropoda; Insecta; Diptera; Tephritidae
Product: trans-1,2-dihydrobenzene-1,2-diol dehydrogenase
Molecular function (GO): nucleotide binding
Source: RefSeq, a predicted model, not a curated record
AAUCAAAUUUACAUACAUACAUACAUUGUAGUGCUAAUGCAUACAUUAAUGCAAAAUGCAAGAUUAUUUGCAUUGAUAACAACACAAACCGUUGCACCACAUUAGUCCAACGCUACUGACGCGCAGCGUGUAAAAUAUUGUUGAUUAGUUUUUCAUAGGCCGUCUAACGUGUAACUCCGAAAGCGAUACAAAAAAAAAGCCUAAAAACAUAUCCGCUAAACUAUUGAAUUUUAGAGCAUUAUGCCAGUGCUGAAGUGGGGUGUCGCCGCAGCUAGUCGCAUAACGCACGACUUCGUCAACGCCUUGUCCACCAUCGAGGACAGCCAGCAUACGGUAGUAGCUGUGGCUGAUGUGGAAAUGGCACGUGCGCGUGAUUUCGCCGAACGUCACGAAAUACCAAAGUGCUAUGACGGUUUUGACGCUUUGUCACUGGAUGCGGACGUUGAUGUGGUCUUUGUAGGCACAUUGAAUGCCUAUCGCUAUCGUGUGGUGCGUCUAAUGUUGGAACGCGCCAAGCAUGUGUUGUGUGAGAAACCGUUAUGUUUGAGUGUGCCACAAGCCGAAGAGCUCUAUCGUGUGGCAAAGGAACGCAAUGUGUUCCUGAUGGAAGGCAUGUGGUCGCGCUGCUUUCCCAGUUAUGCACGCCUCCAUGAACUGUUGCAGUCCGAUUGUAUUGGCGAGUUAACACACAUACAAGUGCAGCAUGGCUGUCAAGCGUAUGUGGAGCGCUCACUCGGCGAUUCCAUCACCCUGGACCUUGGUUUGUAUGCGCUGCAAUUGGGACAACUCAUCUACAGUUGUGCGCCGGUGAUUGUUAAGUGUAAUGCUCAGCUAAAUCAUGUUGGUGUCGAUGUGGAAUGUGAAUUCAUUUUGGAUUAUGGUCAAAAUCGCAAAUUGACUGCAUUCAUUUCGGGUUUGGAGAACUUGGAAAACUGCGCCAAAUUAUUGGGCACCAAGGGUGAAAUCAAGCUCAAUAACUACUGGUGCUGUACAGCUUUAACGAAACCCAAUAAUGCUAAUGAAACUUGGCCAUUGCCCAGCACAAAAUAUGAAUUCAACUACACAAACGCUUGUGGCCUGCGCUAUGAGGCCGAGGAAGUGCGCAGAUGCAUAGAGAAACGUCUACUCGAAUGCCCAUUAUUUACGCAUGCGCAAAGCCUCGAGUUGCUACAAAUCACCGAGAAGAUGCGCAGACAAAUUGGCGUCAACUAUGAUGAUAUUGUUUGUUUGUGUUUGUAAGUGAAAGUUAUUUGAAAUUUUUUUUCGAAAUUUUUUUUGGCCACAAAUCUUUCAGUCAAUUGAUUUUCGCUUUGUGUUAAGCUUUUUUGGCAAUUUCAUGAUUUUAAAUACAUAAGUAGAUGUUGUUGUUGUUGCAAAUGCCUACACACUGAUUAGCUAGUUAAA